Messenger RNA from Psilocybe cubensis, 963 nucleotides. RefSeq lists its product as uncharacterized. The record is from RefSeq and is a predicted model, not a curated record. Bases 1 to 963 code for a protein of 320 amino acids. The transcript has 3 exons. NCBI's taxonomy places the organism in Eukaryota, Fungi, Basidiomycota, Agaricomycetes, Agaricales, Agrocybaceae.
AUGCCACCACCGAACCACGAGCGACUAUAUGUUGACCUUAUAUUCCGCUCGAGUAGGAAAUAUCCAAACUGGGACCCCGAAGUGACCAUCCAAGUGGGAGACUACGGCCGAAUUACGCAAGGAAAGCGUGGACUAAAAUUCUGGAUGAAGAAUCGGGGCACGUUUCUGAAGGAGGGGAAUAUUUACAAGGAAGGGUUGGCAAAGCAGUAUGAGAUUCCGGAGGCGGUUGAGCAUGGAGCAGCGGCGACGGAGGGGAUCACUUGGAUAACUUCCAAGAAUGCAAGAGAUAUAUCUGUGGAGGCUAAUGUUGCUGAGCAAACGCCGGCACUGGUGGAAUGCGGAGUGAAAGCCGCGUUCAAAUUCACUUCGGGACGGGGGGCGGUGCUCGCCAUGAACAAUGACACAAUAUCCACCAUCGAUCCACCGGGAAAACUCCGUCACCUGCUCGCCGAACCGACAAUGAAAGGCCUCGUCAUAGUCUCAGAGGUGCACCGGUGUUCAUCCUAUGCGCGCUUCCUAUCCACGCAGAAUGGGGUAACCGUCGCCCUCGGCCUGAGCGCCGAGCCGCCAAUUGCGAACGUCGGCAAGGUCGGCACCGAUGUAAGGUGGGUGCACAGCUCCAGUGCGGGAAAUUUCAAGGCGAAGGUGGAUAAGACCGGAAAGAGGGUAUUUUGUCCGCUGUUCAGGCUUGUGGCACUGGUGGAUGAUGAUGUUGCUUCUGGAUUGAGGGGGGAGAUGGAUCAGGACCCACCGUUGCCUGAUGCGCUUCCGCCCUGGGAUCCCAUCGAGGAUGCAAUGGAGCAGGAGGAGGGGGACCUAACGGCGAGCCCGGAAGAGGGUACACUUCCCAUCGGAGAGAAAAAGUACACCUUUCGAAGACUCAGCGGAGCACAAAGAAUGUAUGAAGAGGCAUCCGAUUCACAUGGCAAUUUAGCAGAUCAUCAAGAUGAAUUCGAAGAUUAA